Molecule: messenger RNA, 2553 nt
Organism: Ostreococcus tauri
Lineage: Eukaryota; Viridiplantae; Chlorophyta; Mamiellophyceae; Mamiellales; Bathycoccaceae
Product: DNA topoisomerase, type IA, central region,subdomain 2
Exons: 1
Coding region: 1-2553 (850 amino acids)
Biological process (GO): DNA topological change
Cellular component (GO): nucleus
Molecular function (GO): DNA binding; DNA topoisomerase type I (single strand cut, ATP-independent) activity
Source: RefSeq, a predicted model, not a curated record
AUGAGCUCGGUCGUUUUGUGCGUCGCGGAGAAACCGUCGCUCGCCGCGCUCAUCGCGGGGUUCUUAGCGCCGGGAGGGGCGUUCACGACCAGGAAAGGGUUCGCGGGCGACGUCCAUGAGUUCACGGGUAGGGGGUUGGGGACGAUGCGAUCCCGCGCGUGGCGAGUGACGAGCGUCAAGGGACACGUCGCGAGCGUCGACUUUCCAGAGAGGUUUCAGUCUUGGGAAUCUUGCGAUCCGGGAGAGUUAUUCGCGGCGCCGACGGUGAAGCGGGCGGAUGGAAAGAUGGUGAGACAUCUCGAGAGCGAGGCGAAGGGAGCUAUGACGUUGAUUUUGUGGCUCGAUUGCGACCGGGAGGGGGAGAACAUUUGUUUUGAGGUCAUCGAGGCGUGCGCGCCUUCGAUGCGGACAAGUGGUGGGGGUGAACGAGAGAUUUUGCGCGCCAAAUUCAGCGCGGUGACGAAGGAUAGUGUGGAAAAUGCGAUGAAAUCACUGGGUAGGGCGAACAGGAACGAGGCGCUUGCCGUUGACGCGAGACAAGAGCUCGAUUUGAAGAUGGGCGUGGCGUUUACUCGAUUUCAGACGCAGUACUUCUUGAACAAGUACGAUCGCUUAGAUGCGCGCGUGGUGUCGUACGGACCGUGUCAGACGCCCACUCUCGGGUUUUGCGUGCAGCGACACCUGGAGAUUGUUCGGCACGUUCCCGAGCCGUACUGGGUGCUCGAGGCUUUGUUCGCAGACGCCGAUCGCGGCGAGGAAGUAGCCCCAAAAUGGGCGCGCUCAAGACUCUUCGACGAAGAGGCCGCUCGCGCGUUUCUUCAACUCGUCAACGACGCGAAAACGUUUGACGUCGUAUCUGUGGAAUCCAAGGCGGAAAAGCGCCCUAGGCCGAGUGGUCUGAACACGGUGGAGAUGCUCAAGGCGGCUUCGGCGGGACUCGGCAUGGGGGCGCAUCGAGCCAUGCAGGUAGCUGAGCGUCUUUACAUGGCUGGUCACAUCUCAUAUCCUCGCACAGAGAGCACGGCGUAUCCAUCUGGCUUCGCCUUGAAGGAGACGCUUCGAAUUCAAACGUCUCACCCCACGUGGGGCGAGUUCGUGCGUGGUCUAGUGGAGGAGGGGUUGAUGACACCACCUAGACGCGGCGUGGACGCGGGUGACCACCCUCCAAUCACGCCCAUGCGGGCGUCGACCGAAGGCGACGUGGGCGGCGGCGAGGCGUGGCGCCUUUACGAUUUCAUCUCCCGACACUUCAUAGCGACCGUAUCGCCCGAUUGCGAGUACGAGACGCAAACGGCUGUGCUUCGCGCCGGAGGCGAGGAGUUCACUCUGCACGCCAAGGAGGUGACCGCGCAAGGAUGGACGGAGAUCAUGCCACACAGGAUGAUUGAAGACACGCCGCUGCCCGCGAAUGUCGUCCCGGGGACUAAGAUACCAAUAAAGUCAGCGUAUCUGAGGAGCGACACCACGGCGCCUCCGGGUUACCUCACAGAGAGCGAGCUCAUCGGGAUGAUGGAGAAGAACGGCAUCGGCACGGAUGCGUCCAUUCCGACGCACAUCAACAACAUUCAAACGCGCAAAUACGUAGACAUCGAGAGAGGACGCAGAGUUGUACCAACACAGCUCGGAAUUACCCUCGUGCAGGGCUACCAAGCCAUCGACGCCGAGCUCGUAUUGCCAACUGUGCGUCGACACGUCGAGAAGCAACUCGAUCUCGUCGCGAAAGGUGAAGCUCCCUACGAAGGCGUCGUCGAUCACAUUCUCGCCCAAAUGUUCUAUAAGUUCAAUUACUUCACGGCGAAUAUAGCAGCCAUGGAUGCUCUAUUCGAGGCAUCGUUUUCGCACACGACGACGGAGUCGAGACCGUACUCGAAGUGUGGCAGAUGCUCGAGAUAUCUGAAACUUGUCGGUGCGAAUGGACGAAUUCAGAGAUUAUAUUGUCCCACAGAGGAGGUUGUUUUCGAAUUACCGAUCGGUGGUACGUUCAAACAACACAACGGUCGUACCUGCCUGAUAUGCGGCUUCGAAUUAUUGAUAUUCACAGCCAAGGGAACGACUCGCAGUUUCCCUCUUUGCCCGUUUUGUUUCAAUUUCCCGCCGUACAAGGAGAAUGCACCACGAGUGAAAGCAUUGCUAAGAGGAUCGCCACAUCCACUGGAACACCCGGUGGCGGAUGCGGUGGCGGUUUCGCCUUGCCCGGAGUGCGUGUUAUCGACCGCCGGCGGCGUGCUUAUGCUUGAUCCGUCGGCGAGUGCGCAAGAUAAGUUGCACUGCUCCAAGUGCGACGUCUCAGUACGACUGCCUCGUGAAGUACGACGAGCGAGCGUGAGCGACGAGGCUGAGUGCGCGGUGUGCGAGGCAAAGUGUUUACAUCUCGAGUACUUUAACGGUGAUAGCAAAUUGGCGUGCCUCACGUGCGAGGAUGAGUUAAGCACGCGUAUUAGAAUAUUUCGAGUCGCGCAGCCGGGAGGCCGUGGUCGAGGUGGACGAGGGCGUGGAGGUCGACGUCACGGACGUGGCGAUGCAGACGGUGCGCGCGGCGAUAGAGAUUCUUAG